AUGGGACCUCGCCGCCCUUCCCCAACAGCCCUCAGGAGCGCCACAUCCCCGCCAGCAUGUGGAGCACCAUUUACGGCGGGCAGCGCCGCUGUGUUUGUAACGAGGCGCUGUCCCCACGCCGCGGAGCUGCGGGCGCUGCCGCCCGUCCCCGCUCCCCGCUCCCCGCUCCCCGUCAGGCAGCGCCGGCCGCCGGGCGGGACGGACCCUCCUGAGGAAACACCACGGAGCCCCGAAGUUUCCAGCUCAGGAGCGGCGCAGCCCUUUCCCUCCCACCUUGCAAGGCUUUCAGCCGUACCACAGAAACUUUGCUUCACAGAAAGCCGACAGCGGGACCCGGCAGCCCUCCCCCAGCGGCCCGCCCGCGCCCCGGCCCUUCCCCGGCACUCACCGCGGCGGCGGAGGGACGGAGGCCGGGGAGGAGCCCACGGGCGCUUCCCUCACCCCCUCCCGCCCCACACACGGACUCUCCUCCCCGGCGGGAAGCGGCUCCUCCCCGCGCAGGAAUGGCCCGAGGCUCCCUCCUCGCCGGUAUCGCAUUGCCCUCCGCAGCCAUCCCUCCUGCCCCGAGAGGUGCCCGCGUCCCCCGGCAGCGACCAUUUCCCUCGGUCGAGCUCCCCCGUGCAAGGACACUCCAGAGUGCUUCAUGCACAGUUUUGCGCUCCCUACUGA
Melospiza georgiana is the source of this 669-nucleotide messenger RNA. RefSeq lists its product as uncharacterized. The coding region runs from base 1 to 669 and encodes 222 amino acids. The transcript has a single exon. The record is from RefSeq and is a predicted model, not a curated record. Lineage: Eukaryota; Metazoa; Chordata; Aves; Passeriformes; Passerellidae.